UCGAUGGGUUUACCGCACGUAGAGUAGAGAGAACUCUACAAAACGAGGAGCAGAUACGCGGAUUUACAAAUAACGAAACAAAUAAUUUGUGCGAACGGAUUUUAGUGCAUUAAAAAAUAUACGGAUGACGCAUAGAACUAUAGAAGUAGUGAAAUACAGAACCAGUGUUUGUUCAUCUUUAUCUGAUUGUUUACUUACUGAUUUGUUUACUUUGUUAUUACAGAAAACCGGUUAACCUGGGUUAACCAGUAUUUUGCUUGUGUUUUAGUGAAUGGCUAAUGGCUAAACUUUGUUUAUUUUGUAUGUGUGAUUAACUAUGGAUUAUCUUGACGAAAUUGAAGAUAUCAGCGUGACCAUAAAUGAGUCAUGCAAUUCCAUGAAGCGCUUAACCGGCACUAAAUUAAUAACAUUCGCAAAAGGAAAUUGUGUUGUAUUAAAAGGAGCAUGUGUUGAUAUUGGAACGAGCUACAAGUCUUAUAACGCAAUGGACAUACACACAGGAGAACUAUAUGUCAUCCAAGAAGUACUUAUUGCCACCAGAGAGAAGGAGAGUUGUGAGCAGUAUCUUUUAAAACUGACAGAUUUGCAACACGAUAAUUUGUUUGAAUUGAAAAGUUUUCAAUUUGAACAUAUUGACGAAGGCAAUUGGUUUUUGUAUAUUUUACAGAAGUUCGAUUUUGGUUUUCUGAGUAUGUCUCUAAUGUCUCAAAAGAAUAUUUCCAUAACUAAUGACAUGUUAAAAAAUAUUACGAAAAACAUUUUAAGUGUAAUUCGCUACAUUACAAUAAAAGAAAUUGAUUGCAUCAGUAUCCUUGCGUCGUCAGUAUUUAUAGAUAAUCAAGGAAACGUAAAGGUGUGCAAUUUUGGAUUAGAUACAUUUUUGACUAGUUGCUCUAAUGUUGAUUUGAGCAAUCAAGAGAAACGAAACACACUGAAUCUUUUAGCUGAUAUGUUAGCUGCGUUACAUGGUGGAGAUAUAAUACUUACAUUUUCCGAACAUUUCCAGGAGUUUUUAAAUAAGUGUCGAUCCGCAACAAGCUGUGAUCUGUCAGUUGUGGAGGAAUUACUGAGUCAUUCAUUCAUUCAAGAACCUUGUGUUGCAAGUAGCUGUACCCAGUUGCAAAAUAAAUCAUUUGAUGAUGAUAACUCAAGAUUUGCUUUAGAGAGGAAGUGUUCUAGAAUUGAAAGUGACUUUGAAAUAGGAUGCGAACUGGGGAAGGGAUCCUUUGGAAAAAUUUAUAAGGUGAAAGAUAAAGUUGAUGAGAAAUAUUAUGCCUUGAAAGUAAUUAAUUUGACAACGAAUCACAAAGAAAACGAGAAAACGAUAAAAGAGGCGAAAUUUCUAGCUGAUCUGCAACAUGAAAACAUUGUUCGAUAUUAUAAUUCAUGGACUGAUGAUGUACUCGAUGACAACAUACACGAUUACUAUCAUUCUUCUCCGAGUACGAAUGAUGACGAUUUAGAUGAUACUUCCCUGUCUGGCUCGAAUUUUCACCAAAGUUCUUUAUCAUCGACCAGUGCAGGUUUUAUUGUAGAUACCAGUUUUGAUGGACUGGAAGAUAAUGAACUUCCUGUAGAUCAAAUGGAUGGUGGAGAAUGCAACGGGUUUAGUGCCUUGCCGUCUCACAUUGACCGAAAGGCAUUGUAUAUAAAAAUGGAAUUUUGUGAAAGCAACACUUUAGAGUCUGCUAUAGCUAAAAACCUUUAUCUGGAUGAGAACAGGAUUUGGAGGUUUUUGAAGGAAAUUGUUGAAGGUUUACAUUACAUUCACAAUAAGAACAUUAUCCACCGGGAUUUAAAACCGCCAAACAUAUUUUUAGAUUCUAAUGAUCAUGUUAAAAUAGGAGAUUUUGGAUUAGCUACCACAAAUCAACUGUACCCAUCACAAGAUGUUGAAGCAAAUUCUUCUCAAAAUGGAAGCUAUGAAGUUGUAUAUGGAACUUAUUAUUAUCGUGCACCUGAAUUAUCUUCAUCCCACACUAUCAUCCGUGAUCCCAAAUUGGACAUGUACAGCUUAGGUGUAAUUCUAUUUGAAAUGUGCUAUCCACCAUUGGUCGGACACGAAAGACAUGAAGUUCUAAAAGAUUUACGUUCCGCAAAUAUAAAAUUUCCUAGUGAUUUUGAUUUUAGCUUACGCCAUCAACAGGAAAUAUUAAUAAGAAAGCUACUUAACCAUGACCCUGAAAAACGUCCUAAUUGUCACGAGCUUCGAAAUUCCAAUUGUAUCCCUUCGCUCGAAGAAGAUGAGAGGAAAAUGCUGAUGAUUCGCACACUUAUUGAUAAUCCCCAGUCAAGAAUGAAUAAGUAUCUUUUGGAAUACUUGUUUACCUCUGCAUCUAGGAACAGUAUAAAUAACAUACAAAGGCUACCCUAUGUCAACAUGCAUCAAAUAGAAAACGUUACCAGGGUUCUUUUUGAUGUUUUUAAACAAUAUGGAGGGAAGAACAUAGAUUUGCCUGCAUCAUCCGUACAAAACAUUUGUAGAAGUACAUGUACGAACUGCAUAAAAUUAGUUGAUAGUCAAGGAUCCCUAAUGGUGCUACCUUGUAAUAAUAGGAAUGUAUUGGCCAAAUUUGUGUCUUUGGGAAGGAGCACAACAUGGUUACGCUGUUACUCUAGCCAUAAAUCUGUGAAUUGUAAAUCAUACUCUUGUGAUUUUGAUAUUAUCACGCCUAUAGACUUACGUAAGGACCAAAAUUAUCUACCGGAGGCAGAAAUUUUACUUAUUUUGGAUGAAAUACGCAACUCCUUCGUAAAUUUAUUACCUUCGAAUUUUACAUUAUAUAUAAGUCACUCCUCAAUACUUGAGGCUAUUUUUGAAGAGUGUGACAUACUAAGUCACUCCUCAUAUGUGUCCUUAAUUUCAGGCUAUUUACCGAUGGAUGACAGGAAAGCGCUGUUGUCUUUCUAUAUGAAAUCUAAACCUUUCGAUAAGUACUUAAAAAUCUUAGGAACUAGAGGGAAUCUGAUGGAUGGUUCGUGGAAUUCUGCGUUUUCGAAUUUUUUCAGAAAACCUGAUUUGAAUCAGAAGGUGCAAAAAGCCAUUGAUGAAUUAAGAAAUAUUUGUAGGACUGCUCAAAGACUGGGACUGACGGCCAAUCUCAUUUUUGAUCCUAAGUGCCUACUAUCUAAUUGCCAGAAAAAAACAGGCAUGCUAGCUGAAUUACAUUACAAAGUGCCAAGUCAACGUGAGAGCGUUAAAGUAGCACUCGCUGGAAGAUAUGACGAUUAUCUAAACAGGGUCUACUCGAAAGUGCCAAUGAUUAGAGCUAAAAGAUUUGGAGUGGGGAUCACUGCAUUACUUGAUAACUUCAAGAGAGUUUUAGAUAUGUCAAAACCGGAUGCAGCUGAACAUGUUACCGUAUGCUAUUUUUCCAAAACUAUGCCUGUGCAAGCGGUUGAAGUAUUCAAGAGGUUGCAUUCCGCAAAAAUCCCGUGUAGCUUUAUAAAGAUGCAGAGUGAGAAGCACCAGAUUGAAUUUUGUGGGAAGAAUGAUAUAGCUUGCUGUAUCUUAUUGAAAAGCAAUAUGAUCAAAAACAAAAUCUUAAUACGUUAUAGAAAUUCAAACCGCGUAAUUGACAUUAACGAUGUAGUUCCUGCUGUAGAAAUUGUCUUAUACUGUAAACGGAACUGGAGAUUAGUCGUGACGAAGCCAAUUCAUUUUGAAGCACCAAUCUUCUUUCUAACUGUUCCUGGAUUAACCGAAGAUGAGCAAUUUAAGUGCACGAUUAAAAUACUACACAAAAAGGACAAAAUGCAAGAUUCCAUUAUCUUUGUGGUUAACUCAACAAAAGAUUUGAUUAAGUCUUUUAUCGAUCAUUGUAAAAUGGAUGAAGUUAUAUACAACUGGUUUAUCACACUAGAGUACCCUUUUAAAACAGUAUGUGAAUUGUUAUCCGAGCAUAAUAAGGAACAAGUAAUAUUUUUUAACAUAUCUGACACAGAUGCUAUUCAUAUUAAGGAUAUGUUUGUCUUUAAAACGAAUAGAACGUUAAAGAAGCAAUCAUUUAUUUCAGAAACCUUGGCUGUUUCCCCAGUAGCAGCCUAUAGGCGCCUAUAAAGCAUAAGCUCAGUCUUCAUAUGCAUUACUGUAGUUUUGGGCAAUAUGGUGCUUGAUAUGGUUCCUUUUUUAUAGGAAGGAUUGAUUUUUAAUGAAAAGCGAGAGAUUGUGUACACUAUACAACAAAGGUUCCAAUCAUCUUACAUUGCCUUUUACAAAAUCUAUUUCUGUUUAUUAUUUGUCCGCGUUCUAUCAGAAUGGUUUUAUUGUAUACCUACCUACUAAAAGUGUGUGUGAAAUAAAUGCAAGGUGAUCUCGGUCUAUCGCAAUUAUCUGUUACACGUCUGCGGUAGCUUUAAGCAAGAUCAUUGUAUUAAAAGAGUAGGUAGGUAUUAUGUAUGAAAAAUAGGAUAAUUUACAUUUCCAAUGUAAAACAUUAUAGGUAUUGUGUCAAAUCUAAUUUUCAAAGAUGCCACAUUUUUUUUGAAUUGUAACAAAGUAGGUUUAUGGUCCAAUUGAACUUUCAUCAAUAUCUCGUUAAUGAAAGAGGGCAUCAAUGGCAAAAAUUUAAAAAAAUGUGUUUUGUAUCUGUAGGCAUCUUAGAAUCAUGUGUUACACAAUUUAAAGGAAAAAAAAUAUCCUUCUUACUGUAGAGCAUCAGAAUGUAAAGAUAAGAUACCAAUGUGAAAGGAUAAAUUUAAGUCAUGUUCUAAUGUGCCAAUAGACCGUUUGGUUUACUAUAUGAAACAUAAAAUUUUGAAUAAUAAUUGUCAGGUUAAUGUCAUUAAUCAUAUCGAUUUUUUAUCUAUUUUUAUAUGCAUUUUUAUAUUUUAUUGUGAUAAAGCAUAUAAGUAUU
This is a messenger RNA of Photinus pyralis (common eastern firefly), 4856 nucleotides long. RefSeq names its product eIF-2-alpha kinase GCN2-like. NCBI's taxonomy places the organism in Eukaryota, Metazoa, Arthropoda, Insecta, Coleoptera, Lampyridae. Gene Ontology annotation, cellular component: cytosol. Gene Ontology annotation, biological process: protein phosphorylation. The record is from RefSeq and is a predicted model, not a curated record. Gene Ontology annotation, molecular function: eukaryotic translation initiation factor 2alpha kinase activity; ATP binding.